Molecule: messenger RNA, 3649 nt
Organism: Hyla sarda
Lineage: Eukaryota; Metazoa; Chordata; Amphibia; Anura; Hylidae
Product: cytidine monophosphate-N-acetylneuraminic acid hydroxylase-like
Exons: 13
Coding region: 110-1621 (503 amino acids)
Source: RefSeq, a predicted model, not a curated record
UAAAAAUCUAUGUAAACAUCAAGGUGGAACCUUCAUCAAAGACAUUGAAGACCUUGACAGCAGAACUGUACGCUGUACCAAACACAACUGGAAGCUGGAUGUUAGCUCAAUGAAAUACAUCAACCCACCAGAUAGCUUCUGCCAAGAAGAGCUAGUCAUUGAAAGGGAUCAAGAAGAUGGAAUUUCGCUUGUUGAAUUAAAUCCACCAAAUCCCUGGGAAGUUGACCCUCAAAUUCCAAAGGAAUUAGAAAUUGGGGAACUUCAGAUUACCUAUCUAACGCAUGCCUGCAUGGAGUUGAAGUUUGGUGAAACAUACAUGGUCUUUGAUCCUUGGCUCAUUGGUCCAGCAUUUGCUCGAGGAUGGUGGCUGCUUCAUGAGCCUCCUUCAGAUUGGAUGGAGAGAUUGUGCCGGGCUGAUUUAAUUUAUGUAAGUCACAUGCACUCGGACCAUCUAAGUUAUCCAACUCUGAAGAAACUUUCUGAAAGAAGACCAGAUGUUCCAAUAUUUGUGGGCAACACUGAACGCCCAGUCUUUUGGAACCUGAACAGAAGUGGCGUUACACUGAAAAAUGUCAAUGUUGUUCCUUUUGGAAUAUGGCAGCAGGUCAAUGAACAUCUCCGAUUUAUGAUUCUGAUGGAUGGAGUUCACCCUGAAAUGGACACAUGCAUUAUUGUAGAAUACAAAGGACAUAAGAUACUUAACACGGUAGACUGCACUAGGCCAAACGGAGGAAAUCUCCCCACUGAUGUUGCUGUAAUGAUGAGUGACUUUGCUGGAGGUGCAUCUGGAUUUCCAAUGACAUUCAGUGGUGGAAAGUUUACAGAGGAAUGGAAAACACAAUUUAUUAAAACAGAGAGAAAGAAACUACAAAACUACAAAGCUCAGCUUGUAAAGGAUUUGAACCCUACUAUCUACUGCCCCUUUGCUGGUUACUUUGUUGAGGCUCACCCAUCAGAUAAAUACAUUAAGGAAACAAACUUGAAGAAUGAUGCAGCAACACUUAACCAGCUGAUUACUAAAUUGUCAAGUGUCAUUACAUGGACACCAAAGCCAGGAGAAAUACUAGAUGUGGGGAGGUUACUGAAAGACCCAACUGAUAGAGAUGGAAUUGUUCAACCUCCUCCAGGAACAAAAGUCUUAAAGGAUACCUGGGAUUUUGAUACAUACCUAGAUGCCAUUUCUGUUUCAUUUAAAGAUGAGAUCUUCAGUUACCCGUCCUGGUGUGUAGAGUAUUUUACAUGGGCUGGAUUCAAAGACUACAAUCUUAUAGUCAGGAUAAUAGAAACUGAUGAAGAUUUUAAUGACUUACCUGGAGGAUAUAACUUCUUGGUAGAUUUCUCUGACCUGUCUUUCCCUGAUGAACGACCCUGCCAUGACCAUUCAUAUGAAGAGAUUCGAGCUCGUGCUGCUGUCAUGAGACAUGUAGUAAAGAAUGGCCUUCUAUGGGACGAUUUGUACAUCGGAUUUCAAACUCGUAUCCAACGGGAUCCAGACAUCUACCAUCAUCAAUUCUGGAACCAUUUUCAGAUCAAACUGCCUUUGUCCCCACCAGACUGGGAUACUUUUUUGAUGAGAGAGAGACAAGCUGGGAGUGAGGAACAGAGCUGCAUCAUGAUGUGAACCAUGGAAUCAAGAGUGGCUUUUACCCUAAGAAGUUAGGGUAAAUGGCAGGACAUCUUAUUUUCAUUCAGAAAUAAAUUAUAAUAAUAUAAUUACUAGCAGAGUACCUGGCAUUGCCCACCUGGUCUUCUUACCGUAACCACAAGGGAGAGAAAAAGCAACAAAUGACAUUCUAAAUCUCAUAUCUCGUCCUCAUAUCCCAACCUCAUAUCUAGUCCUCACAUCCAGUCCCUUGAACUAACUACUUGCUUCACCUGCCUGCCGGACAGUCACAGGAUGUUUAAAAGUCCUGUAAUCUUUGCAGCCCGAGAGUAAUGCAAACCGACUCACACAGUAAAUAUUGGAGCCUUCUUUGGACCACAAGAUGUAGGCAGGGAGGGAUGAUCACUUUUUUUUUUUUAUACAUAGUACACAUCAUUGUUGUGAUGUGGACUGUGAAAAGAAAAAUACGAUUGUAAAUAUUUGCGAAAUUGCGAAGUGCCAAUAUUCGCGGUAAAAAUUAGCAUUUUGAAUAUUAGCGAUCAACACUACUGAGGGGGUGUGUGCAGCCAACCAUAGCUCAUCUCACACUGAACUGCUCUGGGCUGUGUGUAGCAGAGUGAGGGAGGAAGUUCUCCUCUGUAUGGCUUCAGAUGAUGUCACACCUCCUGGGGAACGCCCCUUCCCAGUCUGUGAAUCUGACUGAGACUGAGCAGAAAAUACAGAGCAAUAUCAAGGUAGAAAACUAAAAAAUAAUAAAAAUAAAGGCAGGGGGUGGUUUAUCAUGAUGGGGCAGUGAACUGGGAGGAUUAUAAAAUUUUACAAGAUCAUGACAGGUACUCUUAAAGCAGUACUCAAAGAUCUGAAAACUUAUCCCCUACCCUAAAGAUAGGGGAUAACUGUCGGAUUGCAGGGGUUCAAGCACUAGGACCUGCCACAAUCUCCCGGCAGGCCCCCGGUCUACACGCCCCCUUUCUGUGGACUGCUAGGGCCCAGUAUGGGAGAUCGCAGGGGUCGGACCGCUGGGAUCCUUAGGAUAGGGGAUACAUUUUCAGAUCCUGGAGUACCUGGAGUUGUGGAUGGGUCCAAAGUGGCAACAGGUAACGUCAACACAUGUAAGCAGGAUCAGAAAAAACCAUUAGACAUAACCACAUUGCUGAAAGAUGGAGCUAAAAAUACAACUACUAUAGGUAAAUGAAUUGGAGAGAUAAUGGGGCAGGAAAAUCAGGCCUCCAAAACAAACACAAAGCAUACACUAGAUGCCCUAAAUAAAAACCUGGGCACAAAUUUCAUCAAAACUGAGACAAAAAACUCACCUUUUUUUUAAAUGGGGAAAAGGGGGUGAUUCUUUCUUUUAUUUGUGAAGGGGUUAAAUGAUCUUUAUUAACUUUUUUUUCACACUUUUUUUUUCUUUGCAGUGUAAUAGCCCCCCCCCCCCCCCCCCCUUAGUGGCUAUUACACUGCACCUAUCGAUCUCAUAACAGAUCAUUGCCGUGCAUUGACACGGCAAAGAUCAGUGUUAUCAGCGAUCGAUUGCUCAAGCCUGGAUCACAGGCUUGGAGCAAUCAAUCGCUGAUCGGACGCGACUGAGGCAGGUAAGGGGACCUCCGCUCGCGUUCUAGCUGAUCGGGACAUCGCAAUUUCACCGCGAUGGUCCCGAUCAGCCUGACUGAGCUGCCAGGAAGCUUUUACUUUCAUUUUAGACUGUGAACGCCGCAUCUAAAGGGUUAAUAUCGCGCGGCACAGCGAUCGGUGCCGCACGCUAUUAGCCCAGGGUCCCGGCUGUCAUUAGCCUCUGAGACCGACCCGGUAUGACAUGGGGUCACAGCGUGACCCCGCGUUAUAUACUGGGACCAGGCGCAGGCCGUACAGGUACGCCCUGCGUCCUUAAGAGGUUAAGGAGAAUAAAGCAGCAAGCCUAUGGUUUAGGCCAUCACUGAUCUUGGGUGCAGCCAGAUGAUGCUCAAGUUAUAGGCCCAGCUAACUUUUGUGGGGAGGACAAUGUUGUCAUGCAUGUAUGUAAAUCGAUGCAAUAAAAUAAAGACAGUG